AUGACGCCGAACACAAGAACAUUGGUGAAUGCCGCAUCAGGAGGGUCCUUAAAAACAAAAACUCCAGAGGAAGCCUUGGAAUUACUAGAGUCUCUAGCCUCUCAGGAGUAUGAUAAUGCUCCAGUACCACAGAGAAGAGCGGGGAUUAUGAAGCUUGAUGGCUAUGAUGCCAUCUUAGCUCAGAAUGAACAGAUUUUACAAAUUAACAAGAAACAACAAGAACAACUAGAUGCUCUCACAAAGCAAUUUACCAGUUCUCAAGUCUCUUCUAUUAAUAAUAUUCAAAUAACUUGUGGUAUUUGUGCAGGUGCUCAUGCUACUGAAGACUGCAAGGCACCUGAAACUGCAGAUGUUAAUGGAAUUUGGCAUGAUCAGAAAGUUCCAUAUAACCCAGGGAGGAACCAAUACGGCAAUAACCAGAAUCAAGGGUGGAGAAAUAAAAAUCAACAUCCAGGAUUCAGUUAUAGCUCGAAUCAUCAGCUAAAUCCUCCUAUGCCAGCACCACAACAACCUCCACAACAAUCAGAGUGGGAGAAGGCCUUUGCACAACUAUCCAAAACCACAUCAGACUAUGUUCAAAGUACCAAUGCAUUCAGGGAAGACACUUCAGCCUUUAUGCAAGAAACCAGGGCCUCAUUCAGGAAUCAAGAAGCCUCAAUCCGGAAUCUAGAAACUCAGAUUGGUCAAUUGUCAAGGCAGUUCAACGAAAGAACCCAAGGCACCUUCCCAAGUAAUACAGACGUUAAUCCAAACGCACACUGCAAGGCCAUUACCACUAGAAGUGGCAUUGUAAUUGAACCUGUGAUUAAGCCUUCAGUAGAGAAAAAGAAAGCUGAGGGAUCUGCCAUUGAAGAAGAAAAAGAGAAGGAAGUUGACAAAGAGCCUGCUGCAGAGAAAGCUGUUCCUGAAAAGAAAGAGUUCAAAUGGGAGAAAAAGAAAGCUCAAGAAAGACAAGAAAAGCCAUUGGAGCUCUCACCUUAUGCAAAAAUUCCAUAUCCGCAGAGGUUCAGAGAGGAAAUCAAAAAGCAGCAGUAUUCGAAGUUCCUUGACAUCUUCAAAAAGCUACAAAUCAAUAUUCCAUUUGCUGAAAAAAAGUUGCCUCCAAAACUUGAAGAUCCUGGAAGUUUCAGCAUUCCCAUAGAAAUUGGCAACAUUGAUGUGGGAAAGGCGUUAUGUGACUUGGGAGCUAGUAUUAACCUUAUGCCAUUAUCCAUCUGCAAGGCUCUGAGGAUUCAUGAAUUAAAGCCGACCAAAGUUUCACUGCAGCUAGCAGACAGAUCUACCAGAAGGCCAGAUGGAGUUAUUGAAGAUGUCUUGGUGAAGAUUGAUAAGUUCAUAUUCCCUGCAGACUUUGUCAUCUUAGACAUGCAAGAGGAUGCUGAGAUUCCCUUACUGUUGGGAAGGCCCUUUUUAGCCACUGCAAGGGCUAUGAUUGAUGUGGAGCAGGGUAAGCUGAUGUUGCGGGUUAAUGAUGAAACCGUAACGAUUGAUGUUCUUGAAUCUAUGAAACAUCCUUCCGACGGAGGAGAUUGCUUCAAGGUUGAUGUGAUCAAUGAUGCAGUGCUAGAUACAGUUGAUGAAAUACUCCAACCACUGAUGGAAUUGGAGUCAUUAGAAGAAGAUCUACUGCACAAUACGACUGAAGCAACAGAAGGAGAACAAGAGGUUGAAAAGCUAGAAGAGAAAGUUGAUGAUAUCAUUCCAGGUGCACCAAAGGUUGAAUUGAAAGAACUUCCUCCCACUUUGAAAUAUGCAUUUCUUGGAGAAAGCAAGACAUACCUGGUGAUCAUCAACAUAAAUUUAUCAACCGCCGAAGAAGAAAAAUUAUUGAAAGUGUUGAGAGAGGACAGAACAGCUAUAUGA
This is a messenger RNA of Gastrolobium bilobum, 1863 nucleotides long. RefSeq lists its product as uncharacterized. The record is from RefSeq and is a predicted model, not a curated record. The transcript has 2 exons. NCBI's taxonomy places the organism in Eukaryota, Viridiplantae, Streptophyta, Magnoliopsida, Fabales, Fabaceae. The coding region runs from base 1 to 1863 and encodes 620 amino acids.